Messenger RNA from Conger conger (European conger), 1759 nucleotides. RefSeq names its product mesenchyme homeobox 1 (gene meox1). Gene Ontology annotation, molecular function: RNA polymerase II cis-regulatory region sequence-specific DNA binding; DNA-binding transcription factor activity, RNA polymerase II-specific. Gene Ontology annotation, biological process: positive regulation of transcription by RNA polymerase II. The record is from RefSeq and is a predicted model, not a curated record. Bases 275 to 1099 code for a protein of 274 amino acids. The transcript has 3 exons. Gene Ontology annotation, cellular component: nucleus. Lineage: Eukaryota; Metazoa; Chordata; Actinopteri; Anguilliformes; Congridae.
CUUGUCAGAAAUGCCUUAGAACUGUGAAAAGAGCCCGGGACCUGGGAGAGGAUGCAGCGUUGCAUGGCUGGUCAGAUUACUCAGGGCGGCUUACAGUAGUGGAGCUGUUCAAGCCGCCUGACUGGCAGAAAGGGAAGAGCUACUUGAAGGUUUCUCCCCCCUACACAUGCUGCUGAGGUCCAGUAGCACCUACAGAGAUACAGACUUGCAGUUUUUUUCUCCAUCAGGCAGAUGCUACUGAGCAAUGAUGUGCAUAUAGAAGAAGGCAAAGUGGAUGCUAUUUUCCUCACUUGAGUUGCGCCAAACCAAGCCGCCUGCUUCACUGAAGAUAUUUCGCACCACCAUGGAUCAACCGGCCAGCAGCUGCAUGAGGAGCACCCAUCCCGGGAGCUCCAUCUGGGGCUGCGUGCGUAACCCACACUCAGGCAUGCCCGCCACCGGGCUUCAGGCCUACCAGCAGAGCCCUCUUUCCCUGCACCAGAAGCCCGAGUUCCUGGCCUACACGGACUUCCCGGCCUCCUGCUUGGUGUCAGCGCCCUACAGUUACCAUAGAGACGAGCGGCUGUACGCCGAGCCGCACGGCGGGUUCCAGCGGGCGGACUGGCAGUUCCCAGCAUGUGAGACUCGUGGCCGGGUGCAAGAGCCCUGCGUGGCGGGAGGUGGCGGCGGGGUAGGGGAGAUGGAGAGUACAGACAGGCUCCAUGGACCGGCAAGCGGGUGUCUGGAGGGAGACUUCGCACCGCACGGCAUGGCGCCAGCCGAGACGGAGAAAAAGACCUCCAAGAGAAAGAGGGACAUCACAGAGGUUCAGGACUCCAGCUUCAAGGCUGAUUCCAACUGCAAAGCCCGCAAGGAACGGACAGCUUUCACCAAAGAGCAGCUCCGGGAGUUGGAGGCGGAGUUCACCCAUCACAACUACCUGACACGGCUGCGACGUUACGAGAUCGCAGUGAACCUGGAGCUCACUGAGAGACAGGUGAAGGUUUGGUUCCAGAACCGACGGAUGAAAUGGAAAAGAGUCAAAGGAGGGCAGCCAGCCUCCCCCCAUGACUUGGAAGCAGAUGAGGUGGAUUCUGCUGCUUCACCCAGCUCAGAGUGAAGUGGCAGAAGAACAACAGUUGGACACCCAGAGUUUCUACAUUGAAUCCAUGAAUGCUUGGCUACCAGGACAUGGACAGAACGUUCUCUAUACCUGCCAUCAGCAUAAGACUUUUAUUCACAUUUAGACUCUGGGGCAAGCACCAGUAUGCAUUAACCCAUAAAAUGUAGCUAUGGUCCACAUUUUAUGACUGUAAUAAACUUGAAAUGUUACACCUCCAAUCCCUGGAACACUGAUUGGAAGAUAAUAGGACAACAGAGGAGAACUUCAGUCUCAUUUUAGAUGCAGAUAACUUGACCUCUUGGUUUUUGCAUGGAAGCGAUUUCCUACGGUAUUGACUCUCCUGAGCAUGUUCAGGGACUAUUUGCCCUGUGACUGAAAACCUGGAUCUCUCCCUGUCUGGAGUUCCUGUUGAAAAACUGUGCCAUAGCUCAGGUGUGAGAUCAUGGCUUCUGCAUCCCAAAUGCGAUAUGUGGAAAACCCCAGAACAAUUUCACAAGCAUUCCAAAAACUGCCAAAACAUGAGUGCCUCAAUCUUUAAUUAUUCUGUGGUGUCAUCAGGCUGUUUUUGAUUAUUUUGUGUUUAUUUUUUGUUGCAUUUCCGUUUGAACAUUUGAAGUGGUUAAUAAAUUCAGAUGUAGCAUAUUAAAAUCUGCAAUA